AGGUAGUAUAUUUCAUCUGAACAAGUAAUGCCAUGACCAUGAAGUCAAAUUCUGGUGUCAAGAGGAAAUGUGUGGACGAUUUAGAAGGACGUCCUGUGAAGAGAAGCUCUCCAUCCCAUAAAACUCCUAAGGAAUGCAAAGAGGAAAGAAGGAAAAUUCUGAGAAUGUCCAUACAAAAACUUCGACAUAUGGAGGACUGUGGAUACUUUCUUACCCGAUCAGUGUUGAUAAACAAUACACUCAAAAAGCUUCAAAAAGAAAUUUGUGAGGAAAUACAGUUUCGAGAUUGCAUAUACGGAUAUGACUAUGAUGUGCUCAAUAAAAGUUUUGUAGCACCACCGGAUUCUGAUUUCGAAGAUCUUUUUUUUCCUUCGGAUGAUUCUGACAAAAUGAUUACGGACCCAUUGACUGAAAUGUUAGUGAAUGGUGGAGGCAAGGAUCAAACGGACUCCCCGCGGGCGGAUCCCAUAAAGGGCGUGUCGGACUGUGCUCUACUGGAAUCUAACUCACUCUGUGUGGAUCAUGAGACACUUGGUGACGUUGACACUAUGUCUGCGAGUAAUUCCUUCGGUGAAUGGCAUAUGGUCUCAGAUAUCUUCUCAGACAUCUUCACAGACAUGGACUUUUUGAAUAAUAUGAUUCAUGCUUUAGAUGAGACGUAGUGAAUGUCAAACUGGUAAAUACCUGCGUGAAAAUAUUUCGACAAUUUGUGUGUAAAGCAGCUCACUGUCAUUGUUUAUGAUUUUGAGAGAAAACAUGUG
Messenger RNA from Ostrea edulis (European flat oyster), 761 nucleotides. RefSeq lists its product as uncharacterized. Bases 33 to 662 code for a protein of 209 amino acids. The transcript has a single exon. Gene Ontology annotation, cellular component: nucleus. The record is from RefSeq and is a predicted model, not a curated record. Lineage: Eukaryota; Metazoa; Mollusca; Bivalvia; Ostreida; Ostreidae.